CCCAGGAUUUUUACUUCCUUUUUUUUUUUUUUCCUUUUUUUUUUUUUCUUUCUUUUUUAAGCGCGAGAGAGCGCGGGCAGAGCCUCGCGUCUCCCCCCUUCUUUCACUCUCUCGAUCUUUAUAUUUUUAUUUUUGCUUCCCUUGGGGAUAGAGCGGCACACGAGGAGGAGAAAAAAAAAAAAAAAAGUAAAGGAAUAUGAUUGCUUCGUGGCUGACUUUCGCCUUGCUUUGUGGAACUUUCUGUGCAGGACCAGGCCAUGGGGAGGCUGAGACAAGGGAGUGCAUUUACUACAAUGCCAACUGGGAGUUGGAGAAGACCAACCAGAGUGGUGUGGAGCGCUGCGAGGGGGAGAAGGACAAGCGGCUCCACUGCUAUGCUUCUUGGAGAAACAACUCGGGCUCCAUCGAGCUGGUGAAGAAAGGCUGCUGGUUAGAUGACUUCAACUGUUAUGACAGGCAGGAGUGUGUAGCCACGGAAGAAAACCCUCAAGUGUUUUUCUGCUGCUGCGAGGGCAACUAUUGCAAUGAGAAAUUUACCCAUUUGCCUGAAGUCACUGGCCCAGAAGUCAUAUACGAGCCGCCGCCACCAACACCCUCCCUGCUCAACAUCCUGGUGUACUCACUGCUCCCCAUUGCUGUCCUCUCCAUGGCCAUCCUCUUGGCCUUCUGGAUGUAUCGUCACCGCAAGCCUCCCUACGGGCACGUCGACAUUAAUGAGUCCAGCUUCAGCUGGCGACAGUGCUCUUCUCUCGUGCAGGACCCUGGCCCUCCACCCCCUUCUCCCCUGGUCGGCUUAAAGCCUCUGCAGCUCUUGGAGAUCAAGGCAAGGGGACGCUUUGGCUGUGUGUGGAAGGCUCAGCUGAUGAAUGACUAUGUAGCAGUGAAAAUCUUCCCUAUUCAGGAUAAGCAAUCUUGGCAGAGUGAGAGGGAGAUUUUCAAUACUCCUGGCAUGAAGCAUGAAAACCUUUUGCAGUUUAUUGCAGCAGAGAAAAGAGGGACAAACCUAGAGACAGAGCUCUGGCUGAUCACAGCUUUCCAUGACAAGGGUUCUCUGACAGAUUACCUGAAGGGCAAUAUUAUCAGCUGGAAUGAGCUCUGCCAUGUUGCAGAAACAAUGGCCCGUGGCUUGUCCUAUCUUCAUGAAGACGUCCCUUGGUGCAAAGGUGAAGGACACAAACCUGCUAUUGCUCACAGGGACUUCAAGAGUAAAAAUGUCUUGCUGAAGAACGACUUGACGGCAGUGCUAGCCGAUUUUGGACUAGCUGUACGGUUUGAACCUGGAAAACCUCCAGGGGACACUCAUGGACAGGUAAUCGUUCUCUUUAACAAUCACAUUUUAAAAAGUUGGGCUUGCCAAAGCUCCUUGCAAGUGGGGGAAGUUUGUAUAGAUUUAGUUCUCUCUGAGAUAUGUAUUUUCCAUAAAAGCUUGUGCUCAGACAUAAAUUCCAGGAGCUGCUUUGAUCUGAGUGGGGAGAGUGCUCAAAUCCUCCUGACCGCUAUGCAGGUGGGAACUAGGAGGUAUAUGGCUCCUGAAGUGUUAGAGGGAGCAAUCAACUUCCAGCGAGACGCCUUCCUGAGAAUAGACAUGUAUGCAAUGGGACUGGUGUUGUGGGAGCUAGUCUCCAGAUGUAGAGCAGUUGAUGGUCCAGUGGAUGAAUACAUGCUGCCUUUUGAAGAAGAAAUAGGUCAGCACCCAUCCCUUGAGGACCUGCAAGAAGUGGUGGUUCACAAGAAGAUGCGCCCUGUGUUCAAGGAUCACUGGCUGAAACACCCCGGCUUGGCGCAGCUCUGUGUGACCAUUGAAGAGUGCUGGGACCACGAUGCGGAGGCUCGGCUCUCAGCGGGCUGUGUCGAGGAGCGCAUUGCGCAGAUCCGCAAAUCUGUAAAUGGCACUACCUCGGACUGCCUCGUCUCCAUCGUGACGUCCGUCACCAACGUGGACUUGCCGCCCAAAGAGUCUAGUAUCUAAGUCCUGGUUCACUUUUGUCUUUCCAGACUCAGUGGAUUAAAAAAAAGAAAAAAGUUUUAAGAAAAAACCCACACAAAAAAAAACAAACACAAAAAUCCAACAAACACAUGAAUGCAGCUGCUAUUUUAUCUUGACUUUUUAUUAUUAUUGUUAUUAUUAUUAUUAUUAUUUUUUUGGAUUGGAUCAAUUUUACCAGCACAUUGCUCUACUGUAUUAAAAAAAAAAGGACAUUUCAGCAAGCAUUCAGGUGCCGACUAAUGAAUGCAGAAAAGGUGCAGGUACCUCAGAACCUCAACAAACUCACUUCAGUUGUUUUUAUUUUAUUCAGUUUUCUGGGUUUCUCUUUAUCGGUCUGUCUUCUGAGCGGAGCAUCUGUGACAUAAAGGAAAACCACCUACCAUCUUAGAAAACGCAAUGCUGCAAACUGUGGAGGAAACUUAAGACUGUUAUAUAAAGAAUACACCUUCCUCAAAAGGAUUUUUUUCCCCAUUUUGUUUUGGUUUUGGGUUCAGUUCCUUUUGGUUCUUGGUUUUUUUUGGAAGUGAGCUUCAAAAAAAACAGCAGAUGUGUCUUUUACGGAUCUAACGGGUGUCAUUGUAACAUGGAAAAAAGUAACUGGGCAGAGAAUGUUAAUUCUUGAUGGUAGAAUUGAAGGGGGGAGCGUAGAAUAGGGGUGGGGAGAGUGACGUUGGAUUUGGCAGCAUUUGGGGAAACAUCAUUUGCUAUGGAGCUACUUCUCAGGUAACCAUUAGAGGAGAGGAAGGACAUUUCUGGGCAGAGUAUUAACGACUGCAGAGUGUGGAGAAAGCUGAGUUAAAGAGCCAGUGGUUGUAAGCAAGGCACUAGUUCUUUCUUCCUCCAGUAUCUCAGGCUUGGGUGGUAACAGAACAAAGCAGAACUAUAAUUAUUUUUUAUUUUUCAACUCCACGUAGGAAUGAGAAGGAUGCUUUUAAGCUGUGUAAUUGGAAGAGGUGGGAAAGUGUAUUUUCAGAAGCACUUUGGUAAAAGACUGGAAGAUGGGAAAAUUUUUGCAUCUUAAUUGUGAGUCAGUUCAGGAAAUUUGGCCUUGGGGUUGGUGAUCUGUCAGCCCAAGCUACCGGUGCAGAUGGUGGAAAGAGGAAAAGUGUAAAAACUGGCUCUAUAGUUGUUUUUUUUUUUCCUUAUUAA
Molecule: messenger RNA, 3136 nt
Organism: Strigops habroptila (Kakapo)
Lineage: Eukaryota; Metazoa; Chordata; Aves; Psittaciformes; Psittacidae
Gene: ACVR2B
Product: activin A receptor type 2B
Exons: 11
Coding region: 197-1969 (590 amino acids)
Biological process (GO): protein phosphorylation; cellular response to growth factor stimulus; activin receptor signaling pathway
Cellular component (GO): activin receptor complex; plasma membrane
Molecular function (GO): activin binding; metal ion binding; ATP binding
Source: RefSeq, a predicted model, not a curated record